This is a messenger RNA of Protopterus annectens (West African lungfish), 3678 nucleotides long. It is a transcript of the gene TBCEL, whose product is annotated as tubulin folding cofactor E like. Gene Ontology annotation, molecular function: alpha-tubulin binding. Gene Ontology annotation, biological process: protein folding. Bases 142 to 1422 code for a protein of 426 amino acids. NCBI's taxonomy places the organism in Eukaryota, Metazoa, Chordata, Ceratodontiformes, Protopteridae. The record is from RefSeq and is a predicted model, not a curated record. The transcript has 8 exons.
UGUUGUUUUUGUUGUGGAGGUAUUUCCGGGUCAGAGCGGGACGUUUUGGCAGGUCCCGAAGAUUGUUACUGCCUGCCUGGAAAACUGGAGCCGGACAGAACUUUUUGGUAUUGGGUUGAAACAGUUACAGCAAUUGAAGACAUGGAUCAACCCUGUGGGCGAAGUUUCAUGCAAGUUAUUAGUGAAAAGUACAGUCCCGAAAAUUUUCCUUAUCGUCGUGGUCCAGGAGUAGGAGUGCAUGUUCCUACAGUACCUCAAGGCUCCCCCAUUAAAGACCGUCUGAACCUGCCUAGCUUACUAGUGUUAAACGGCUGUGGGAUAACCAGUGCAGGUGAUGAGAGUGAAAUUGCUGCCUUCUGUGCUCAUGUGUCAGAACUUGAUCUGUCCCACAAUCAAUUUGAAGACUGGUUUGAGGUUGGUAAAAUUGUGUCAAACCUACCUCAGUUGGAAUUUUUGAACUUGAGCUCCAAUCCAUUGGGACUGUCUGCCUUGCAAAGUUCAUGUGCUAGCCAGUUUUCCAACAUCCGGAAGCUUGUUCUUAACAACGUGAAAGCCUCUUGGGAAACUGUUCAUACACUAAUCAAGGCGCUACCUGAGUUAGAAGAGCUCUUCUUGUGCCUUAACGAGUUUAAAACUGUGUCUUAUUGUUCAUCUUCUUGCCAUUCUCUCCGCCUUCUGCACAUCACAGACAAUAAGCUUCAUGACUGGAGUGAGGUUAGGAAACUUGGAAUCAUGUUUCCAAAUUUAGAAGUACUAUUUCUGUCUAACAAUAAUCUGACUUCAAUUGGAGAUUCAGAGGAUACUCUUGCAAGACUGUUUCCAAACCUUCGAUGUAUUAACUUGCACAACUCAGGUCUGAAUGACUGGGAAGACAUUGAAAAGUUGAAUUUGUUCCCCAGACUAGAAGAAGUAAAAGUCCUAGGAAUUCCCUUAUUACAGGAGUACAGCACAGAAGAACGCCGACAACUUAUCAUUGCUAGGUUGCCAUCGGUAUCUGUGCUUAAUGCCAGUUUAGUCUCGGCUGGAGAAAGAGAAGAUGCUGAGAGGUUUUUUAUCCGUUACUACAUAGAUCGUCCCAAGGAAGAACUAGGCAAAAGAUACUAUGAACUGGUGACAAAAUACGGUAAUUUGGAACCAUUGGCUGUGGUUGACCUUCGACCUCAAAGCAGUGCAAAGAUUGAAGUUCAUUUUGAAGGCAGAGUUGAAGUUAUGACUGUCCGCCUAGACCAGACUGUGGCAGAAUUUAGAAAACAGCUUAAAGAUGUUGUUCAGCUGUCAACCAGUAAUAUGCGUAUCUACUACUAUGAUCAAGAAAUGGUAAAGGCAUUUGGCCCAGAGGAAAUUAAAUUCAGCUCACGGGCCCUGCAUUCUUAUGGCAUCCGGGAUGGUGAUGCAAUUCAUGUGGUGCCAAAGGCAAAAUAAUUUAUGCUACUUUGCACUCACAGAUGUCUGCCUUUUAUUGAUAUACAGGUUGUUUCUGUUUCAGGCAAGCAAGGUAUCUUUCCUGUUUGCGCAAUUUACUUGAUGGUACCCAGGAGAUGAGAGAUGAAGAUGUUAUGUUCUCCAUUCUUGAUUAAGUCUGGUUUCUGAAAAUCCAUUGCUUUGUUCUGCAAGUACUCUGGUAUAUUUAAAAAAAUACAAGAGAUGGAAGGAAAAUAAUUGUAUUUUGAAAUAAUUGCCAAGGAAAGUUUUGGGUUCGUACAGUAUUAACAGUAACUCUGAACCUUUACCUAAGUACUUACGUUAUCAGCCUGCUGAUUGGUUAAAAUUUAAUGAUCAUUUCUUUAGUUCGAAACAGAUUGAAAUCAGGAUAUGAAGUACUUCAGAUGGUCUUUUGAACAGUCAGUUUUUGCUACUAAAGAGAUGAUUGGAAAGAGAAAUGUAUCUGCAAAGAGCUUAUAGAGGGCUCUGUAACUGACCAGUAGCUGCUGGGCUGCUCGUUGUGGCAUUCCUAAUUAAAAGGGGAAGUUUCAGAGUGCUUUCUUCCAUAUAAAGGCUGAUUCACAGUAAGUGUUGAGGAUUCUUUUGCCACCUUAGAUUUAGUUCUUUUUCUUCAAGAAGUUAGCUAUGUAGCGCCAAACUGUGCAUUUCUUUUGUAUGUUAUCUUUGACAGUGUUCUUCCAACAGGGGGUCUAAAUCUUCCAUCUCCAGCAUUACAUUCAUGGUUUUCAGAAUUGUAUCCAUGUUGUAAUGAUGCAUACUUCAUCCAUGCUGUAUACUUUUAACAUUUAGAUUCAAGGGAAAGAAAUAUAUUCUUGCUUGUCAGCAGAAGUAGCUGUAAAUUGCACAGAUAAUUAGUGCAAAAUAUGGGCAUUAGUUUGAUUUACUCAGCUGCUACACAGAUAUUAAAAAUAGAAAGUAUAGGGACCAGAAAGUGAAAUAGUAUCCUAAGGUAGCAUUUUGUGAUUAAUUACAAGAUUUGCAAGCUAGUCAUUUGCCAGCCAUCGACCUUUAGGAGAUGCACUAUUAAAAGGGGAUAAUAUGGAAAUAACUAGUAAAGUAUUCACCAAAUGCAAAUAGCAGUGAUGUGGUACAGAGAAAAUGUGAUAUGCUUGCAGCCCUGCAGUUAUUGGAGCUGAAGAUGAUCAUAAUGAUUUUAAAGUUAUUGUAGUUCUUCUACAGCAGCAAGUGAUGACUGUAAAUAUCUGCAGCUCAGGCAAACUCGACAAGCAAAUUAUUCAUUUUAUGUAAUUAGCUAUUAAUUUGUCUCUCUUAAAUUUUAAUGUGAAUUUUUGUUAGAUAUCCUGACUGUGACUGUUCAUACAUGAAUGGUUGGUGUCAGUUAAAUUUAUAGAAAACUGAGCAGAGCCAGUCAUUGAUUUAAACACGACACCUCUGACCACUGGUUGCCAGGCUAGAAAAUUUUAUGGUGGUAAAAGCACUUGUUUAGAAGGAUCUUUCGCAGUGAUGGUGCAGAACCUGGUUCUCCUGUAAAUGCUGGUUCAUUUUGCUGUGAUGUACACACACGUGCUCAGCAUAUUUCAGAGUGGCAUUCCUUUAUCAUUUUGUCCAAAAACAAAGUUUACUUGAAGUUUUAGUUCAUGAAGCUAAUCUAUCUGUCUAAAAUCCAGUAUAAACCAGUCCAGUGAUUAGACAGCUUUGUUCUUUUUAUUAAAUGCACAGUCAAGAAGACUGUUUUGGGUGGAGGUUUGGAGUUGGGGGGGGGGGCUGUUAUUUAACAUUGUACAGCCUUCCUGGGCUUGUCCUUAUUACCCAUGCUCAGACUUGAUUGGAUAUGCAUUAAUUGUCUUUAAUAUGAUUGGGACAUAUUACUGUGAUAACACUAGGAAUUGUGACAUCAGCCAGAUGCACGUGUAGCUAAAGUUUAGCUAAACCUUAACUGUUCUGAGUAGCAGUGGCUAAGCAGUGUUCAUGGGUUCCAUGUGGUGAGAAGCAUUUAACUUACACAUUUUGUAGAAGGUGCACUGGAGCAAAUAAUUUAUAAAUGUUUAAUACAGAUCAAUUUUUGAGUUUUUAAAUUAUGACAGUGUGCCAGACAUGACUUCUGCAACAAUGAAAUAGCUUUUGUUAUGUUUGAUAUGUCAUAAACAGUGCACUCUUCUGUUGACUUUCAAACCUUGUAUAAUGUUUUAAAACUGUGUUAAAUUAUUCAUAUUUAUUCUUUAGAAGAUCAUCCCAAAGAAAAUAAGAAAUAAAUCUGUAGAUGUCUGCACCAAA